AUGUCCGAUCACGACAACAAUCUCAGAAUCGCCCACGAGGCAGAGAAAGACCUGAACACCUACCAGGCCAAGCAGGGUCUUGGUCGUAAGAGCGAUUCCACCGUCGAGUCAGGUGUGAACGCAAUGGUCGACAAGAAGUUCGGGGAUACCGGCAUCAAGACGGGCAGAGAAGCCGGCGCUUCCAGCAGCGAUCGUAAACCGAUUCCCGAAGACGAAGGCGGCAGCCGAGACGACCGUGGCAGAAUUUCAAAGGCCUCUCAGUUCGAAGAGUCCGGGGGACCUGAAGAUAAGGUGAGAAUAGAGUCUCAACGUCGUCCUGGUGACGAUGAUGCUCUGAACCUGCAAGAGAUGAAGCGCGAAGGACUUGUUCGGAAGAUUCACUGA
Molecule: messenger RNA, 384 nt
Organism: Aspergillus lentulus
Lineage: Eukaryota; Fungi; Ascomycota; Eurotiomycetes; Eurotiales; Aspergillaceae
Source: RefSeq, a predicted model, not a curated record